Molecule: messenger RNA, 3299 nt
Organism: Pocillopora damicornis (cauliflower coral)
Lineage: Eukaryota; Metazoa; Cnidaria; Anthozoa; Scleractinia; Pocilloporidae
Biological process (GO): adenylate cyclase-modulating G protein-coupled receptor signaling pathway; cell surface receptor signaling pathway
Cellular component (GO): plasma membrane
Molecular function (GO): G protein-coupled peptide receptor activity
Source: RefSeq, a predicted model, not a curated record
UACGCUUCAUGUUGUUUGUUAAUCGUUCCAGACUAUGCGGUAAACACGUUCUAGUCAGUGAAUCCAAUCGAACACUGAGUCAAUUUGGCAUCGAAAAUUGUGUACACAGUAAACUCUGAUGACACGAUUUGGUAGAAUUAUGCAGAGCGAAAGAAAACUAAGAGGAAUCAGAGCAGCGGUAUCGACGCACAGCUGAGACGUGUUAAUUGGUUGUUGAUAACAUGACUCUGUCUAUCAAAACCGGAGUGACUGUUUUGCUUCUUUGUGUGUUGUGAAGUGCAAAUUACUUUAUGAUGUUGCUUGCUGGAAGGAGAUUCUUGCAGGCCAAACAGCCGUACAACCCUGUCCUUUCCUACUGUUUUCGACAAAAGAUAAUAUUUCUCGCCGUUGUGAUAAGGAGGGUAACUGGCAAGAGAUGAACAUAACAAAAUGUCACAGACUUACACCAAAGGAAGCAGCUGAUAAAGGAAGGAAGGCAUCUAACACACCAACGAAGAAACAGGAUGACUCUCUUACUCAUGCUCAGCGUGUGCAGCGGUUGUAUAUCGCUCUCUCUUGGAUCGAAUUUUUUGUCCUGCUGCCAGUAUUCAUACUGAUCUGCAUCGUCAUGGGCCGUGAAAAUGAUCGAUUUAUUUUGCAUAAUCAUCUUAUCUUGGCGUUUAUUCUUCGCAUCAUCACUCUAUUCAUUUAUCACUAUGGGAAAAUGGGAGAGACAGAUUCGAACACGGCCGUUUGUAAUGCAUUCUGGUUAUUAAACCGCUACUUUGCGGCUUCGGAGAUAACGUGGAUGCUCAAUGAAGGGGUUUUUCUAUUGCGCAUGCUCGCGUAUCCCUUUGACAGCGAGUCAUAUCUAUGGUACUAUUAUGUCUUCGGUUGGGGUUUUUCCGGUUUUCUGACGUUCUGUGUGUACCUUCCAUACAUGCAGUUUAAGAUUUCAAGAGUUUUUUCAAGUUGUUGGGUGAGACACAGUCAGUCAGAGCACAUGCUGGUGUUGUAUGUUCCAUUAUCCAUCAUGCUGCUGAUCAACUGUGGAGUUGCAGUCUACGUAAUUCGAAUGCUCACCAAAAAACUCAAGAACUCUCAUUCAUCACCAAUGAAUGCUAUCAAGAAAAGUUCCAAGGCGCUGGUGGUUCUGGUAUCACUCCUGGGAGUAAUCUACCUUCUCGUUUUCUAUCAGCCAGGGAACAAUCCUUCUUACGAUUAUUUCGUGGCUAUUGCUUAUCCCUUCCAGGGAAUCAUGGUUUGCAUAUUUUGUGUUUUUCUGAGCGCGGAGUUUCGUGAAGCGCUCAAACGACGCUGGAUGAAAUGGAGAUACGGAAUACUUAUAGAAACGAAUCCAUACUCCGCAAACGCGGGAAAUGAGGAAGAGCCUGGCCCAUCUUAUGAACCGGAAAGAGCAAGAAGUACGACAAGAACAGAGUCCUCAGUGGAAUUACCUCCUAGAGCUCUUUCAAUUGCAUCUUUGCGACAGCCAACAAGUGACCAGCUUCCAGAUGAACAUCCUCGUAAGCAAAGCACAGAGAGAUCUUUAUUGUCUCGCUCGAGUGAUCUCACAAAAUUUCGCCUUGCCAAGGUCGAACCGGAGCCAGUCGUGCCUGUAAGGAUACAGUCAGCAGGUCCAAGGGAUUGGUGCCCACCAACGCUACAAGCAGUGAAAGCCUGGGCAAAAGUCGAGUCUUCAGAGAAACCUGACACAACAGAUCAAGGUCAUUCAAAUGAAGGUUUUUUUGGUAGUAAGGUUUCCCUCUGUAGCAACGUCUCUCGUGAUCCGCCAAAACCAGCUGCAACGGAAGUGGUGGGGUCCAACGCACUUCUAUCUCAAAAUGAAUUGAAAUCAGAAACAAAGGAUUCCGAAGAACCUGAACAGACCGACCAACCUGACGAUGCUACUCAGGGCGACCCAACUAAAGUUUCAACGCCACAACAAACAGAAGACCAGUUUUUGGUGACUUCAAAUCAGGAGUUUGAUAAUGACGAUGCUACACAGGAUGACCCAACAAAAGUUUCAACGCCACAACAAACAGAAGAUGAGUUUUUGGUGACUUCAAGUCAGGAGUUUGAUAAUGACUCUCUAGCCUCGAUGGCGCUACCAGAAAUGGGGCUUGCUCUGGAGAGUGAAAUGUUGACAGCCAGAGUAGGCGCAAGUGUUUCUCAAGAUGCUCAACCGUCAACAGGCAAUGAAGAAUUAAAUGAUUCUGUUCAAGGAAUGACUUUUUGGAGUAGGGCGCGACAAUUAGCUUCCCGAAGAAGGAGAUCGCGAAUUGAACACAACAAAGUGAUAUCUACAGAGGGUGGUUCAUUAGAGUUCCAUUCAUCGCACGCAGAUAGAUUCAAACAAGCUGAGGAGUAUCGCUUAGCGUGGAUCUCAAGUAUUCUUCAAGGGAAUAAAACACGCGAAGACGAAAGUGAUGUGUAAAUGUUAUUUGCAAGAAACCACCCUCUUUCGAUUAUAAAGCAUGACAGUGUGACAGCGUGACAGUGCCACGAAGCAAGAGUGUUAAAGUAUGCUACAAAACGGAUUUGUUUCAUUCUGAUAUGAAAUCCUCAUUCGUUUACUAAGAUAAUGUGUCGAAGACUCUGUAUACAUAAAUAAUGAACGAAAAAGUAUUUAUUAACAGUUUGUCAAUUUUAAGAAAUCGUUAUUUAAUUUUCUUUACUUCCUCCAUCAUAUUGUGCCCUACAUUUAGAGCUGAAGGUAUCCAUUUUUAAAGACAAUUUGUUAGUCAAAGCAGACAGGGUGAAAAGCUUGUAAUUUGACCGACUGUUGUUUUUCUCAAGAGUUUGAGGUAACUGCGUUUUAUUACACAGCAGUGUCUGUGUGAAUUGGUAAGCUGUGACCAAAACAUAGAAAAUGCUUUGAAUUACUAUUAAUAGCGGCUUUUGAUUGGGUGUCGAAAGUAUCACGGACUUACUUUGGCUUUACCUUCCUUCGCUUUGUGAUUGGUUAAAAAAAAUUCGCACCACCCUCUUAACCAAUUAGAUGUGCUAAAUUAAAACCAAUCGGGACUUUGUUUCGCGUGUUUUCCCGCUCUUGGCGCCGGGUGCGUGGGUGUCACUUAGACUUGUAAUUGGCUUAUUGAGUUUACUUUUUGUUGCACGGCACUCAAUCAAAUGGCGCUCUAUGGAAUCGGAUUGAAUAUUUUAAAAGGAGGAGAUUAAUACUUCCAGCAGAUUUAUGCUCCGCCACUUUCUAUAGUGAGAGAAAUGUGUGUCUUACGUACAGUCAAAAGAGUUUAAAAUUAUGUUAUCUAUACCCCGAAAUCAGAUAUAUGAAUAAAGACACAUGUAACAAAUGCUAA